AUGGUCAGGAGCAAGACGGUGGCCGAGUUUGUGGCGGCUGACGAGCUCCGGGUCGGCUACGAGGAGGCGGCGUGGCGUGUGGCGGCGACGACCGAGGCGGUGGCUGGACGAUGGGACGAGCAGGAACGGCGGGCGAAUGGCGCUGGGAUCGCGUGGGGGCAUGUGGCGCUUGUGGAUGGCCGAUCGGGUCGCCUCAUCCAUGCCCUCAGCACAAGCGAGGGCUCAGGGCGGUGGAUGACGGCGGUUGCUGUCUCGGACGAUCUGGUGGCGGGCGGGGGCUCGGACGGUGUUGUCCAUGUCUGGCGGCAUGGAGAGGGCGACGAUGGCGAAGACACACGCUUCCUCGCUCUCAUGCCCGCCCACACCGGAUGGGUCCAUGCCGCUGCGUGGCGGGGCGAGGUACUGGCGACAGGCGGCGGCGAUGGCGUGGUCAAGGUCUGGGAUGUGGCCAGCGGGACGCUGGAGGUGGCCGGAGGUUGUGCACGACUCGAGGCGGGGUACAUCCUGCGGACUACGUGGGCGGACGGCAGCGCCGACGGCUCGGUGGUGUGUGCCGUGGGAGGGAGCGGCGGGGCGCAGAUUGCACUGUGGGAUCCGCGCGCGAACGCCGAGAGCUGGCUCGCGCUCGGCAGCAUAGUCAACGCCCAUGAUGGCGCCCUGGCGGUGACUGCGGUGUGCGCCGAGGGAAAUGUGCUCGUAGCCGGCGACGCCGAUGGGCGGGUGGCGGUGUGGGACGUGCGGAGCGGCGGGACGGCAGUGGCGUCGGCGCGUGGCCAUGGCGGCGCAGUGUCGGGCGUGUGCUGGGACAGCGGUGCGAGCGACGACGCAAACGUCGUCUCAUGCUCAGUCGAUGGGAGCGUCAAGGUGUGGGCGAGCGGGCUGAGCGGAGCAGCGCGGUCGUACUCGCUGGGACAGGGCUCGGUCGUGGCCGUCGCAUACGACGACGGAUACGACGUCCUCCGUGCUGCGGCGAUUGGAUGCGCCGGCGCCGGUGCUGUGGUCUCGCUCGACAGCUCGCGGCAGACGCAACUGUCCAAGGCGCUGCGGGCGCUGAUCGAGGAGGAGGAGUCGCUGAUGGCAGCGGUAACCGACCUGGUGACGCGGAAGAGGAUGAUACAGCAGUUGACGCGGCAGUUUGUGGCCGAGUGCGGGAAGAAGCUCGGGCGGCGCGACGAGUUCUUUGUGGAGCUGCUCGACUCGCUCGGCUCGCUGGUAGAGGAAGAGUGUGUACUGGAAGAGCAGGUGGGGCAGAGCCAUCGAGUGGGCUCGAUGAUUCUCUCGGACCUGCUGCAGCUUGUCGAGGGCUUUGAGGCCAAGCGGAUGGAGAUCGACGAACUGCAGCGGUCACUGGAUGCGUUUGACGCCGAGACACGGCGGAUGCAGGGAACGCCAGCCGAGUUUGAUGUGAAUGUCCAGCAGACGGUGCGGCUCAAGCGGGCGUCGCUUGUGCAGCGGCUCGAGCGGCAGCGUGGCGAGUUGCAAAUGGCUGCCGAGUCGCUCUACUCCUCGCUCACCAUUUUGCUGAAGCGCGAUUUGUUUGUGGUGACUGACACGCGGACACGCGCGCUGCAAGACUCGAUCAACGCACUCGAGCAGCAGAUGCUCAUCAUCGGCGACAUGCCCGGCGAGACGUCUGUCGAUAUUCAAAGCCACGUUCGCGAGCUCAUCACGCGCUACGCGCUGCAGCACUCGUCGACACCGUUUGACCUCAUGACCGACUACGGCGUGACGUCGGACGCUGGCGUCUCUGUCUCUUUUGCAGGAUCGGGCGUGUUUGGCUCGUUCCGCUCGGCCAUGUCAUCGGGCCCGCAGACGCGGAACACCUCUUCACAGCGCUCGCGGUCUGGGCUGACCUCGUCCUCGCGGGCGUACAACCUCGGCGUUCGCCCGAAAUUCCGCAUCUCGGCCCAUGGCCGGUCGCGAUCGGGCAGCUCGCAGUCGCAAUCGCCGUCGUCGUCGUCAUCAUCGUCGUCGUCGAGCUCGAUAACAAGCUCGCGGAGAUCGCGGUCGUCGUCUGUGACGCGGUCGCGGAGCUCCCGUAGCUCGCACACGCCGUCGCAGUCAGGCGCAACUUCGCACUCCAAGACCUCGGCCUCGCAGUCGCGAUCGCGGUCGCGGCCAGCACCGUCCGACAAUGUGCCAGCAAGUAGCCAGGCCGAAAGCAGCACACAGUGCAUCAGUUCGGCGUCGCACACCGAGACUGACUCGGGCUCGGGCUCGAGCUCGGCCGCCGAGUCGGACUCGGGAAGCUCGGGAAGCUUGAUGGUGGGUGGCGUUGGCGGGACGCCACGGUUAGACUCGGGCGACACAUCGUUCUCUAAGUCGGCACCGAUGGUGACGACGCCGGUGGCACCGGGCAAUGGUGGUGGCGGUGACAAUGGCAUGAUCUUCGGCUCGGGAAUAGCCUACGCCUCAAUCCCGUCGCCCGGCCAGCCGUUGAGCGGCUUUGUGAGUAGCAGCUACGCACAAGGCUCCGGGACAGCGGCCAUGGCAGCGGCGGAGGAGGUCAGGGUCAGGGCACGUGCCAAGGCCAAGGCCAAGGCCAAGGCCAAGGCCAAGGCCAAGGCCAAGGCCAAAGCCAAAGCCAAAGCCAAGGCGCGGGCUAAGAAGCGGGCCAAGAAGCGGGCCAGGCAGCAGCGGGCCAAGAAGAAGGCGCGGCAAGCGCAUGUCAAGGCCAAGGCGCAGGCGCUGGUCUCAACUGGCGGAUACGAUUCUAGGUCGGCAGCCGAGCUGGCUGUGGCCGAGGAGCUGUCGCGAGCGCGGAAGCUUAAGCUUAAGCGCAAACUCAAGCGCAAGCGCAAGCUCAAGCGCAGGCUGGCAGCACUUGAAAAGCGCGACCGCAAAAAGUGGAAGAAGCUAGUCAAGAAAGCUGCACUGUCGAGCGAGUCGUACUCGUUGUACACCUCGUCAACCUCGUCAAGUCUGACGUUCUCAUCGUCGUACUCGUCGUACUCCAGUGUAUCGGUAUCGUCGCCUUCCGAGGGAAACGCGCAGCCGUGGGCACUCAACGAGACCACGCCAUCGUCGAUGGCAACGCAUCCAACGACUCGAGUUGAUUCAGUGGGCAAGAACUCGGUCGAUUGUCUGCUUUCAGUCUCGGACGACUGUGGGCACGCCAACAUCGUCGACAGUGGCCCGGUGCGGACAGUCAAGUUUGCGCCCGGGACACGCCAGGAGCGACAAGCCAAGGUCGAGACUGGAGUUUCCGGGGUGAGUCUACAUGCCAUACCUCCGCGUGGCAGGAGCAAGACCAAGGCCAAGGGCAAGGGCAAGGGCAAGGGCAAGUCCAAAGCCACAACCUCAAGCGGAAGCAGGGGAACGUCGUCGCGGUCGCAGUCACCGUCACCAUCGCGGACGUCGUCGCCGUCUCAGUCGCGGUCACGGUCUCCGUCGUGCUCGCCAUCGCGGUCGUCAAGCAAGACAGGAACGAUGGCAGGCAAGAGCAAGCGGCGGCCGCGGCGGACGUCGUCGUACAACCGUAUUUGUGACGGCAACGGUGACGAAAAGCGGAUGAAAGUCCUGCGGCAGGCGAUGGCCGGAGGCGAGAACGCGGCAAAGUCCGGCGGCGGAGCGAUUGUGGACCCGUUUGCCCUGCCGCGGCUCCGUGAUGCAGUGCGCGAGGCGGGUCGUGCGGCGGGCGAGCUGCCGCGAUUCUCGGCCAAGGCCCGGGUCCGAGUUGGCGCUGCCCAGCGGACGAGCGGGCUUGUUGCUGGCGGCACAUGGGACGGGCGUGAGCGGAGCGAGGAGCACGAGCUGGAGAUGGCCGGAUGGCCUGAGGUGAGUCGGAUUCUGCAGCGGACGGACGAAGUUUGCUGGGCGGGCAAUGUUGCAGCUCCGAUAGAGAUACUCCUCGGAGGGCUGGCGGCGUCGGUGACGAGCUCGCUGUCGGUGACGGCGGCGCUGGCGGGCGGUGACCUUGUGGCAUGCAAGACUCUAGCGACGUGUGCGGCGCCGCUGGCGCUCUACCUCGGAAGCGAUGUGGCGCGGACGAUGCUCACCGAUCAGCGCGGAAACGAGAGCGAGGAGGAAGACCACGCAGCCCAAGGCAUGAGCAGUACGGCCGAGACACGACGGCAGCGGCGGAGCGUGCGGCGGAGCGAUACCGCCGGCGUGUCGAUGACGCCGCGCGGAAGCGCGACGGUACGGACGCCGCGGGGGUCAGAGGUUGGCGAGGCAGCGUCGCCUGUGGUGUUCAAGUUGGCGUCGGCGUUUAUCGCCAACACGCCUGCGGUGCAGCUCGAGGAGAGCCUCCGGCGGAGCAGCGUGGUGCGGUUGCUGGAGCAUGCACUGACUGCUACGGUCCAUGUUGCAGUCGGCCCGCUUGCAAUGAGCACGCAUCCACCUGCGCUUAGCUCGCCCGAUGCGAUGAGCAUGGGCGAGAGCGCCGAGGUGACAGCACUCUCGCCGCCGUUGGUGGCGCUUGCGGCGUCUGGGGUGCAAGACGGCAGUGCAGUGCGGAUGGCUGAGGGCGUGGAUACGCGGGCGCGGGCGCGGGCGGUGUACGAGGGCAUCAUGGGGCGGAGCGUGGUGGAGAUCGGCAGCUACCGGAUCUACGGGCAAUCGAGCCCAGGCAUGCGCCAAACAUCGUUCCGCGUCGGGUCGUGGCGCGAGAUGGAGGAGCUCAUGGGAGUGGUGGCGCCGGUGGACCGGGCGAGCGACAUGGAUCUGGCGCUCACCGGGCUUGCGGGGCUCUACGCCGACGCGGUGGCGAUCGCGGUGGAGGCCGAGUCGCUUGCGGUGGGUGGGGUGGAGGUGCAGCUGCUGCUGGACGACGACUUGGCGUUUGUGCUCGGAGCCAAGCCGGCGUCUGAGGCUGCGGGCGUGAUGUCGCCGGUCACGGUUGCGGUGACGAUUUCGCCAGCAGGCGGCGAGGCCAUGGGCGAUAGCGUGGUCAGCCGGGUCCGAACAGCGGUGGUUGAGAGCGUGGCGCACGCACUCAUCACCACUGCGGUGGCAGUCAGCUUUGAGAUUGCCGGCGUCGAGCAGAGCGGCAGCGAUGGGACGCCUAAUGUGCGGGUGACGCGGCCAAAGAUGGGGAGGUAAAGGGGAGUGCCUGA
This is a messenger RNA of Thecamonas trahens ATCC 50062, 5057 nucleotides long. RefSeq lists its product as uncharacterized. The record is from RefSeq and is a predicted model, not a curated record. The transcript has 3 exons. Gene Ontology annotation, molecular function: protein binding. The coding region runs from base 1 to 5043 and encodes 1680 amino acids. Lineage: Eukaryota; Apusomonadida; Apusomonadidae.